AUGAGGAUCCACCCAACAUUUCACAUCUCCACAGUCAAGCUGGUCCGCGAGAGUACUUUGAUUACUGCUGUUCCUCCUCCUACACCGCCCUGGUUCAUCGACGGGGGUCCAGCCUAUAUGGUUCCUCGCUUGCUUCGGUCUUGCCGCCAUGGAAGAGGCCUGCAGUACUUGGUCACCACAUCCUUGAUGACCAACUCAUCAGGGACUUUCAUCGUUGCCACCUGGAUCAAUCCUCUAAGGCCCCAAUGCCUGCCAGGCUCCAAGGCACUCCAUUCCAGUAAAGCUGGAAAGGAGUGCCUCGGGGCAGAGCCCCGAGGACAGAAUAAUGAGGAGCUGAGGAUAGUGAUGGUGGGGAAGACUGGAAUUGGAAAGAGUUCCUCUGGAAACACCAUCCUGGGAAGACAAUGCUUUGAAUCAAAGUUCAGUGCUGUGUCUAUGACUACAGACUGUUCUAAGGGUACAGGUGAGGUGUUUGGACAACAGGUUGCUGUUAUUGACACCCCAGGCCUGUUUGACACGAGGUUUGACAAGGAAAAAACAAAUAAAGACCUAAGCCAGUGCAUCACUUAUGCUGCUCCUGGACCCCAUGUCUUCCUGGUGGUCAUCAGACUGGGAAGAUUCACUGAAGAAGAAAAGCAGACGGUGCAGAAGAUUCAAGAAAUCUUUGGCCAGGCUGCAGACAAAUACAGCAUGGUGCUCUUUACUGGUGGCGAUCUUCUUGAUACCACUAUUGAGGAGUUCUUGAGUGAAAGUCCAGACCUGCAGAAACUUAUAGCCAGAUGUAACGGCCAGUACCAUGUCUUCAAUAAUAAACUGAAGGAUGAAGCUCAGGUCUGUGAGCUGCUCCAGAAGAUCAGAGCUAUAGUCCAGGAGAACGGAGGAAGCCACUACACCAACGACAAGUUCCAAGAGGCUGCGAGGGCAGUCGAAGAGGAGAAACGACGCAUCCUCAAACAGAAGGAAGAACAAAAACGCAAAGAACAAGAAAAACUGGAGGCGAAAUUACAGGAAGAAAAUGAAAAAGAGAUGAAGAAAAUAAAUGCCCGACUCCAGGCUGAGAGAGAGAGGGAGAGGAGAGAGAGAGAGAAGGAAAUGAGGGAAUUGGAGGAGAGGGAGAGGGAGAAGGAAAGAGAGAGGCAGGAAAGAGAAAUAGAAAUGAGGAGAGAGAGAGAAGAGAGAGAGAGAGCAAUUGCAAAUAUGCAGAGACAAUUAGAGGAAAAACGUGAAAGAGAACUGGAAGAGGAAAGAGAAAGGCUGAGAAGGCAAAGACAGCAGCCGGAUAAUUGUACAAUUCUCUGA
Scomber japonicus (chub mackerel) is the source of this 1299-nucleotide messenger RNA. Its product is annotated as GTPase IMAP family member 4-like. The transcript is spliced from 3 exons. NCBI's taxonomy places the organism in Eukaryota, Metazoa, Chordata, Actinopteri, Scombriformes, Scombridae. The record is from RefSeq and is a predicted model, not a curated record. Bases 1 to 1299 code for a protein of 432 amino acids. Gene Ontology annotation, molecular function: GTP binding.